CCACGAGGUACUUACCUGCGUCUCUGUCGUGCGGACGUGGGGACCACGACUGGACAUACGUACCAUACACCUUCCAACCUCUUUAAAACCACAACGCGUCUAGUUUCUUCAUCACCUCGCUCUCCUCGAUCUCUACCUUUGUGUUACGUAUAUCGCAUUGCAUACACUGAGCAGGGAAACCCUCCCAACACUACUACCCCGAUGGACCAUCAGCCCGCCAAACGUCGCGUCCUCGGCGCUCUCAACCCCAACGCGAAUCUCUCCCCUCGACCGAGUCCUCUCUCCAAGUCGAUAUUUCCCUCCCCGACGACCGCGUCGCCUGUCAAAGCCAAGAGUCCUCUGAAGAGGAGCGUUGCCACUGUCGCCGUGGACAGCAGCCCCAAGAGGGCACGCGUAGAGGUACGUCCGUCCAUUGAAGAGAAAGCCUGCUACUGGAGAAGAGACAACGCUGACAUGGCACAGAAUGACACGACGACUCGGUCGAGGACGGGCACGCCCGACGAGAGCAGUCUCUUUGACGAGGGGGUGACGUGGGUCAGCAGCACGACGCCGGGGACCAGCCCCGCCAGGACCUUGACCCGUGAGCAGGCGCGCGAGAGAGCGGAGAUUCUGCGAUUACGCCUUGGAUUGGCCAGCUACAAGGUGCGGACGGGACAGACGAACGUUCCGCUGGAGGACCUCGUGCAGAAGCCACUGCCCAAAAACGCCGUACCAGACGAGGAGACGGCCCAAGAAGACACAAAAGAGAAUGACGAACAGCAUGAUGACGAGGAGGAGGAGCAGCAAGCCGUGCUGCCGCCCCUGCCAGAGGUCCUGGAGGAUGUGGUACCCGUGAUCGGCGACGAGGAUGCAAGGAGGAGGCGGUUACAGGGCGAGGCAAUGAAUGGGCUUCUGAGCCUUGCCCGCUCGGGUUCUGAUAACUGAUUGACUCAUUUUUGGUUUGCUUUUCCUCGUCAUGGCGCAAUAGAGGACGGCAGAGGGGACACAUGGUUGGCGUUUGGAUCAUCGUUGUCUAGAAGGGCGGGAACGUAAACACAUCAUGGGAAGCUAUACUACAAUGGGCGUUAUUUUGAGAGUCAAGAAAAAGGCGGUAUCAG
Molecule: messenger RNA, 1097 nt
Organism: Emericellopsis atlantica
Lineage: Eukaryota; Fungi; Ascomycota; Sordariomycetes; Hypocreales; Bionectriaceae
Exons: 2
Coding region: 202-924 (240 amino acids)
Source: RefSeq, a predicted model, not a curated record